Molecule: messenger RNA, 6752 nt
Organism: Toxotes jaculatrix (banded archerfish)
Lineage: Eukaryota; Metazoa; Chordata; Actinopteri; Toxotidae
Gene: mdga2a
Product: MAM domain containing glycosylphosphatidylinositol anchor 2a
Exons: 16
Coding region: 122-2878 (918 amino acids)
Biological process (GO): homophilic cell-cell adhesion
Cellular component (GO): plasma membrane
Molecular function (GO): protein binding
Source: RefSeq, a predicted model, not a curated record
CUCCUGACCGGAUUCCGUGACGAGGGACGCCGGUCGGAGCGGAGCAGGAGCAGCGGCACCGAACUGACAACCUCAUCCCCGGGGGAGAGAAGCAGCGAGGCGGCCUGAGGAGGAUGUGAAGAUGGGGUUAGUUUUCGGUCUCCUGUGGCUGUUUACCGGCUUCCUGCAGGGCGUGCGCGGACAAGGCGUGUACGCGCCCCCUACGGUGCGGAUCGUGCACUCGGGUCAGGCCUGUAACGUGGAGGAGGAACGUUACAGCGAGAGAGUGUACACCAUCAGAGAGGGAGAGACCCUGGAGCUGCAGUGUCUGGUGACGGGACACCCCCGACCACAGAUUCGCUGGACUAAGACGGCGGGCGGAGCCUCAGACCGUCAGGGCGAAUCCUCUUGGCACAACGAGACUCUGAGGAUAGAAACCGUCAGCCGCCAUCAGGGGGGGCGCUACUACUGCAAGGCUGAGAAUGGACUGGGGUCACCGGCCAUCCGCUCCAUGCGAGUCGACGUUUACUACCUGGACGACCCAGUGAUAACGGUACAUCAGAGUGUUGGUGAGGCGAAGGAGCAGUUCUACUUUGAGAGGACGGUGUUUCUUCGCUGCGUUGCCAAUUCCAACCCACCUGUCCACUACACCUGGAGGAGAGGCAGGGAGGUGCUGACGCAGGGCUCCGAUUCUGGGGUGGAGAUCUACGAACCGUUUUUCACACAGGGUGAGACAAAGAUCCUGAAGUUGAAAAAUCUUCGUCCUCAGGAUUACGCCGACUACACCUGCAUCUCCUCGGUCAGGAACGUGUGUAGCAUCGCAGACAAGAGCGCCCACUUCAGUCUGAACAACAGGACAGCUCCUCCCUCCAUUAAACUGCUCCUGGACGACCCCCUGGUGGUGAAUCCGGGGGAGACGGUCACUCUGGUGUGUGUGGCGUCAGGCGGAGACCCUCCCCCUACCCUGACAUGGGUGAGGCCAGGAGGGGAGGAGCUCCCGAAGAGGAGCAUCGUCAGCGGUGGCACCCUGACCUUCCCCGUCGUGACUGUGGAUGAUGGCGGCGUUUACAGCUGUGUAGCAUCCAACAACGUGGGAAACCCUGCCAAGAAAUCCACGACCAUACUGGUCAGAGGCCUUCGCAAAGGUCGGUUCUGGAUCACGCCCGACCCGUACCACAAUGACGACAACAUCCAGAUCGGCCGGGAGGUGAAGAUCAGCUGCCAGGUGGAGGCCACGCCGCCGGAGGAGCUGCAGUUCAACUGGCUGAAGAACGGCCGGCCGCUGCGUAGCUCCGAGCGGAUGGUCAUCACCCACACCGACACCGACGUCUCACCGGGAACCACAAACCUUGACAUCAUCGACCUCAAGUUCACCGACUUCGGCACCUACACCUGCGUGGCGUCGCUGAGGAAUGGAGGAAUCCCUGAGAUCAGCAUUGACGUCAACAUUUCAUCCACUACAGUUCCUCCGGAGCUGACCGUCCCCAGGGGGCGCUCUCACCUCAUCGCUCAGGAGGGCGACACAGUGGACCUGCAGUGUCUGGUCUCAGGGAAACCCAAACCCAUCAUCCUGUGGUCUCGAGUGGAGGAGAGCGGGGCGGCGGCGGCGGCAGCGGCGGCGGCGGCUCUGAUGCCGGACGGCUCGGCUCAGACGGAGAGCUACGACGGCGUCCUGAGGAUCAACAACGUGACGAGAGAGAUGAGUGGGACGUACCGCUGCCAGACGAGUCAGUACAACGGCUUCAACGUGAAACCGCGAGAGGCUCUGAUCCAGCUGGUGGUGCAGUUCCCUCCCACCGUGGAGCCAGUGUAUACUGAGAUCCGUCAGGCUCUUGGCCGAGCGUUCAGCCUCACCUGCCGCCUGCUGCGAGCUCACCCGGCUCGCCUCCUGCGAUACGAGUGGAAGCUGGGCUCCCGCCUCCUCACUGUCGGACAGUUCAGCGACCAGAAAGACGACACCAGCUACCACGUACGAGCUCUCAACCGAGAGGGCUACGGCGAGUACACCUGUGACAUCACCAACGAGGCCGGGGCGGGGCGCUGCACCUUCCUGGUCACAGGAAAGGCCUACCCUCCAGAGUUUUACUACGACACCUACAGCGCUCUGUGGCAGAACCGACCCCGAGUGUACGGCUUCAAGCUGCAGUGGACUCAGAUGGAGCCCAAUGCUGUGGACCGGAUCCUGGCCUACAGACUUGGCAUCAGACAGAUGGGUCAGUCUCGCUGGUGGGAGCAGGAGAUUCCCAUGGAGGGAACCAUCCAGAAGGGGGAGCUGUUGACCUACAACCUGACAGAGCUCAUCAAACCUGAGUCCUACCUGGUCCGCCUCACACCCAUCACCCGCUACGGGGAGGGAGACGCCACCGAACGCAUCAUCACGUACAGUGCUCCUGUUAACCCACAUCUGAGUUUCUACAUGUACAUCGAGACAUCGAGGCCGAGGCUGGAAGGAGAUAAAGCUCGUCUGCUGUCUCCAACCUUCAACAUGAACUCCAAGACCUCCUCCUCCUCCUCUGCCGUCAGCAACAACCCCACCUACUGCUUCGCUUUCUUCUAUCACAUGUACGGGAAACACAUAGGAGCUCUGAAUGUCUUCCUGCGUCAGAAAGGUCAGAUGGUGACGGACACCUCAGUCUGGAGUCUGACCGGUAACCAAGGAGACCGUUGGAGACAAGCCAAGGUCAACAUCCACCCAACCACAGCCUUCCAGGUGGUGAUGGAAGGAGUCCGAGGCGCCGGCAUCGAGGGAGAUAUCGCCAUCGAUGAUGUAACAAUCGAGGAGGGUGAAUGUAAAGACCCUCCACCCAACAAUCUAAGGUCUCUUGCCCCGCCCUCUUCGUCCCAUAUAUGGCAGCUGUGCAUCACACUGAGCCUGGUUCUAAUUGGCCAGCAUAGGUGACAGGCCCCCCACCCACCCCCUAUGUGACGCCAUGACCCCAGACAUUUAAAGCUUCGAGCUGUCACCAGGGAAAAAUCCACCAAUCAGAGGGCAGCAGCAACACCUCCCAGUUUGAGAUUCUCAGAUUUAAAAACAAAGUUCUGAGCCUUUAUAUCUUUAAACAGUCACAUUAAACAGAUAAGAUCAUUCUGUCUUCGUAAGCUACUUGAUGUUUUUAUCUGUUUGUUUUCACAGCUGAGCAGCUCACUGACCACCUGUCGUCCUCUGAUUGGUGACUUGGAGACUUGGUGGAGUGUUUAACAGGAAAUAACAGCUUGAAUGUGAACUGUCCUGAGUGAACUUCCCCCUUCUUCCCCUCCAUCACCUCUCAUAAACCCUCUUACCCUCCCCCCUCUGAACUCCCUCUCCACACAGAUCAACAGUACUGUACCAUGGGGGAAGGUAACUUAAUACUGCGGGCCGAUCCACAGAGCAGUGUUUAAAAAAAAAAAAAAAUUUUGACAUCAGUCUGUCUGUCUGCGGUGGACCAAGGGAAUUUUACCCUCUGCCAUGAUAUCAAGUGCCUUCAGACUCACAGAGGGAAAGACCGCCGGGCCGAGGGCCGAGGGCCGAGGGCCGAGGGCCGGCAUCAGAAACAAACACGUCCGACAAAGAGUCGGACGUCGUUUUUUCUGUCUCAGCGACGGGAGAAAACACAACGAAGAAACAGAGAAUCCAUUUGUUUGUUUUCUUUUUUUGAGAUGAAAAUGUCAACGAUGACAAGAGGAUUCUGGGAUGAAGACGACGUCACGACAAAGAAGCCAUGGACAAGAAACAGACUGAUUACAGACAGGAAGUUCACUGAUUUAAUUAACAAUUUAAAGAUGCAAUCCUAAUCUGAGGAACUGUGACUGGAUAUUUCAGAAUAAAAGAACUUUCUGUUAGACUGUUUUCAGCCCUAAGCCAAUGGGAUUCGAGCAUUUGGUGUCUCAGAACUAUUUUAGUAUUUCCAAAUAAGAAUUUUGAAACGGUGGCAGAGACAUUCAUGUUACCUGAGACCAUCAGUUAUCUUAAACUACAACAGCUGGAGCUUUUGGAAAAUCAAAGGAAGAAAAAUGUAAAGUCAGUCUUGUAUUGUUCCUAUGAUAUGAAGAAAUAUUUGCACUUUUCAUCUUUAUGCAUCUGUUAUUGUGUUAGAAUUAAUGAGGGUGGGAUGCUGGGACUUCAGGUUUCUGUGUAUUAUUUAUUGUUUCUUUCAUAUAUACGUUAUUUUUUUGUUCAAAAGAUUUGUGGAGAAACGCAAAAGGAAAAUUUAAAAGAAAAAUUGCUGAUAAAACAUUUCUUUCUAAAUCAAAACAACUCUGUGAGAAUCCAUUUUAAGAAAAGCACAAAGACAAAAAUGACUUUAGUUAAACAGUUGACACAUUAACAAUCCACCUGUACACACACUUACUACACUGAAGUUCAUUUCUGUCAGGAAAAGAAGGACAUCCAUAAAAAGUUAGGGCGAUAAAAAUACUCUUUGUAAAUCAAAUCUGUGGGAAACUAAAGCAAUGAUCUCUGAAUUUUGACUGAAGAAGUCAUGAAUUAAAAACCCCAAAAUUUAACCUGCUAAUUUUGACUUGAAAUCAGAAUCUUUUUUUUUUUUUUUUUAAUAAUUUUGCUUGAAGUUUGAGUCACUCUCAUAUUUCUGACUUAAAAAGUACAAAUUUUAUCCUCUUAAUCUCGUUAAUUUGGUUUAAUGUCUUAAGAUUUGAAGGAUCCUACUUUCGAUUUUCUGUCACAUAUUUUUAACUUGAAAAUUAUAAUUUUGACCUCGUACACAUGCUGUCAUAGAAAAAACAUGUAACCGACGUUUUUAUUCACGUGGUUUCACAAAAUGUGAAGAAAUUCUUUUAACUUGAAAAUAUAUUUAGAGACUGCAGUGAUGGUUUCUCACUACACAGUCAUGAUAAGCAUCACAUUAAAAGCCUGAUUUGCAUCUUAGCAGCCACUGUUACACACACUGUUAUUAAAGUGUUGAGAAGUCGUUCAGCAGAGGAUCCAUUAGAUAAACCGUUCCCUCAGAUAAAUAUCAUUUCUUCUUAAUGUUUUGUUGAUUUCUUUUUCUCCCUGUGGCGACACUUUUAUUUUCUCAGAAUGUUUUUCCACUGCAGCUCGCUCUGCUGAUAAUCUGGUUUUUAUUAAACUCCUGUGGGUAUCAGUUUAUCCUCCACUGCAUUAUUAUUACAUUAACUCUGGAAUCACUGCAGAUGAUUGGUCUCCUCUGAUAAACACCAGGAGGUUUAUCUAUUUAUUUAUUUAUUCAUGCAAAUGUUUUGUGUAGAGACAAAAUUCAAACGGUGCAGUGGUUACAUAAAGAUUCCUCCGUCUCCCUGCUCGUUAAAGCCUGGGAAAGAAGAGAAAAUCAUAUGAAAACACUACAGAUGAUAAAAAUCCCCAACAUCAAAAUUUACAUUUACUAAGAUGAAGUUAAGUCAGAAUGAUGAGAAUUGAAAUGUUUGUUCUUUACCUGCUGUCUCAUGAUUUUGAUUUAAAAUGAGUAUUUUUAUUUUUACUAAUUACAUUUAAUGUUUUUGUUUUUUUCUUAUCUCAGAACAAAUGAGUGACCAAAACUGUGGAUCACAACAAAACAGCUCGACAGGCGGCUGAGAGCUGUAGUUCUGUUUCAUGCCAACAAACUAAUAUCACAUCAAGGUUUUCAGUUUUUAAAGGUCUGAAGAUACUAAUUUAUCUUAAGAAUAUAAAUAAUACAGUCUGUCACAACAUUAUGACCACCUACCUAAUGUGCUGAUGUUCCUCCAUGGGCCUGGACUCCUCUGAAGGUGCCCUGUGGUAUCUCGCACCAGGACAUUAGCAGCAGAUCCUUUGUCAUGUGACUUAUUAUGAGGUAUUCAGGUAUUCACAUGAUCAUGUUUUGGUUCAUCGGUGCAGAGGCUCGUGGGUCAGGGAAGGCAAAUUUCUCCCCAAGAAUCUGGACGCUCAAAUAAAAGGGCAGAAAAGUAAGAACACUUUCUGCUAUAGGACCUUAUUGGCCUGAGUAUAAGACAAUAUUUUUUUAUAUUCAAGGACUUAGAUAAUCACUUGUUCAUAAAAUCAGAUAUUCUUUUUGAAUGGAGAGAGCACCAGUGUAACACAGAUUGUGUACCGUGUGUCGCUGCCACAGACGAAAUAAAUUCCUGACGAGUGAAAACGAGUUCUUAACAUCUCUUGACGUCUUUACUGCAGAAGAGUCGGUCCAACGGCCAAGAAUCACAGCUGUGACCAAUGAAGAGCUGAAAAAGACUGACUGUGAGAGAAAAUGGCUCUGAUGAGAGAGUGAGAGUCUGACUGAGAGACCAGAGACACUGAUGUGGGUUUUAGUGCGUUUUCACCUCUAUGAGAGAAAAGGCUUCAGUAACGAGGACUCUCUUCUCCUUGGAUUAAUGACAUCUCAGGGAAACUUUCCUAACAGGAUGAGUGUCAAAGUGUUUCCCGUCCUCAAAACUGGAUGUUGGUAAAGGAAGGGUUGUCUUAUAAUCAGGCUCAGGGUCCCUGUAUUUAGGCCAAUAGGAUAAAUGGGGACAGAGUUUUGGACUCUGCUGUGAAUUGUCUGUCCAGAAAAUCACUUUUGACUCAUUCUUAAUUUAGUCAUUUUGGCUCCUAUAAAAUAUUUUGUAAACUUUUUCUAUUUAGGUUUACAUUAAAUACAAUAAUAAUAUUUAGACUAUUAAACCUUUUCGUGUAGCAACUUGUCAAAAUGCUGCAAAGUGCUUCACAUUGGAAAUGAAAACAAAUUAGCACCACAAUUUUAUAUAAACAACAACAAAACAGCAUAAAAAAAUAAAGAGGAUAAAACAGAAAAAAUAUUUUUUUUUUUUUAAAAAAGCAAAACAUUAAAACAUUGGAAGAAAAU